Drosophila albomicans is the source of this 1071-nucleotide messenger RNA. RefSeq names its product checkpoint protein HUS1 (gene Hus1-like). Gene Ontology annotation, biological process: mitotic DNA replication checkpoint signaling; mitotic intra-S DNA damage checkpoint signaling; meiotic DNA integrity checkpoint signaling. The record is from RefSeq and is a predicted model, not a curated record. The transcript has 2 exons. Bases 148 to 1011 code for a protein of 287 amino acids. Lineage: Eukaryota; Metazoa; Arthropoda; Insecta; Diptera; Drosophilidae. Gene Ontology annotation, cellular component: site of double-strand break; checkpoint clamp complex; nucleolus.
UGCUAUCGGGAACAGUGUGACCUGCGCUGUUCGACGGCAGUGUCGGAGUCAGAGUUUUGUUACGUGUAGAAAAAUAAUAAAAGCUCUGUGAAAAUUGUGCAAAUCAUUCUAAACCGUUAACCAAAAGAUAAUUUCCUCGCUGCUAAGAUGAAGUUCCGCGCCAAGAUGCAGGAUGUGCUUUACAUGCGCGAGUUCCAGGCCAUAGUUGCAACGCUGGCCAAGCUGGCCAAGGAUUGUGUAAUGAUAUUGGCGCAGGAGCGAAUGCACUUCAUAGUUAAUGAGGAUCACAGUUCGACAUCGUCGCCACUAGUCUGGGCCAGCAUUGCGGCCAAAGAUUACUUUCCUGAGUACAAAAUGAGCCCAGCUCGACCCGAUCACGAGUUCAUAGUGCUGGCCAUGUCCGCCUCUCAUCUGAGUCGCUCUCUCGCGGUACUACGCAGCGGAAGUACAAGCUCGGUGCACAGUUGCAAGUUGAAGCUGAAGAUGAUACAAUUCCCGUGUAUUUCAGUGAUUGCUUCGGUGGUUUCGCCUAGCUCUUCAGAGUCACGCGAAGUGGUUCAUGAUGUGCCAGCCACCAUAAUCCCGUCCAGCGACUGGGCCGCCUAUGUGCUGCCUAAAGUGCCGCGUGCGGAGAUUGUGCUCGGUUUGCCGUCGUUGCGCCUUAUGCGCAGUUUGAUAGAUAAGCUGAAGAACAUCGCGCCGAGUCUUGUGUUUCAUGGCAGUGCGGCGGGGGAAUUGAAUCUGGUUUCUGAAUCGGAUAUGGCCACAAUCACCACACGCUUUAGUCGUUUGAUGCCGUAUCCGGCCACCAAAGAGUCGCAGCAGGUGGCAAGUUGCGAGGAGGCUUCAUGCUCUGUGGACUCACGGAAGGCGUCGGCAUUUUUUGGGGCACUGCAGCUGCCCAACGAGGAGAUCAUCAUUGGCAUCGAUCGGGAACACUGCAUCUAUUUGCAGCUAGACAUACGCAACAAUGUUGUGUUGCAUUCCAUUCUUCCAGCUGUUUGUAUUUAGAAUUUAAAAUAAUUAUCUUUACCCUGCAAAUAAAUGCAAUCGAUAUAUAAGUACAAUGUU